Molecule: messenger RNA, 675 nt
Organism: Fibroporia radiculosa
Lineage: Eukaryota; Fungi; Basidiomycota; Agaricomycetes; Polyporales; Fibroporiaceae
Exons: 5
Coding region: 1-675 (224 amino acids)
Biological process (GO): mRNA cis splicing, via spliceosome
Cellular component (GO): nuclear cap binding complex
Molecular function (GO): RNA cap binding
Source: RefSeq, a predicted model, not a curated record
AUGGCUCACGUUGUCACUCCUCUGGAUCAGCCUUCAAAUUACAAGGACUCGCAAGCACGCCUCGACCGUCAAAAGCAAAAUGAAAUGCUCGCGCGGUCAUCGACCCUCUAUAUUGGUAACUUGAGUUUUUAUACAACAGAAGAACAGAUAUAUGAGAUAUUUUCAAAAUGCACCAGCCCGGAGGAGGGCGGGGGCAUUAAACGUAUCAUCAUGGGUCUUGACAGGAAUACGCGUACUCCAUGUGGCUUCUGCUUCGUGGAAUACUACACACACUCGGAGGCGCUGGCAUGUCUGCGGUACAUCAGCGGCACGAAGCUCGACGAGCGCAUCAUCCGGUGUGACCUCGACCUCGGCUACCGCGAGGGGAGACAGUUCGGCAGGGGGAAGAGCGGUGGUCAGGUGCGAGACGAGCAUAGGCAGGACUACGACCCCGGGCGUGGUGGAUGGGGCGCCCAGGCGCAGCGGCUCGAGAUUGAACGCCGCAGAGAGGUCGAGGAGCGUUACGCGGACGCACACGAGGGUCCCGGGGCUGUCGCGGGAGGCGGAGGCGACUGGAAAGAAGCAGGUAGCGCAGACAACCCUCUCAAGCGUGCGCGGUCCCCGGACGACGAGGGGGACGCGGCUCGAUCGGGUGCUCGCGCGCGUUUGGAAGACCACGACCAGGCGCGCAUGUAG